Molecule: messenger RNA, 333 nt
Organism: Aspergillus tanneri
Lineage: Eukaryota; Fungi; Ascomycota; Eurotiomycetes; Eurotiales; Aspergillaceae
Product: CVNH domain-containing protein
Exons: 3
Coding region: 1-333 (110 amino acids)
Source: RefSeq, a predicted model, not a curated record
AUGGCCUUCCACCAGUCCUGCAAAGAUAUCCAUAUCCGCCAGGAAGACGGCUACACGAUGCUUCUGGCUGAAGUCCGCGACAACUACGGGAACUACAGCCGACAUAAGAUCCGUCUGGACGAUCACAUUGGCAAUACUGAUGGAUGGUUCAUCUGGGGCGGCCAAAAUUUCACCCGCAGUGCUAAAAACAUCAACCUUGAGCAUACCGAAUGGGGUCCCAAGCUGGUGGCAGAAAUGCGCUCGCUGGACGGCGGGUCUCGUGGUCUGCAGGGGUUGAUGUUGGCUGAUAAGAUUGCUGUUGUUGAUGGGCGGUUUAAGUUUUUGGGUCCUUGA